UCCUGCGCUGCGCUCUGCCGGCCUGGGGCGUCGCGGUACCCGCCUCCGCGCUGCGCACAGACCUCCCCCACCCCCGCCGCACCUACUCAGGCGCUCGGACGCGGGCGGGAGGCGGAGCGGAGGGGUCGGGGGCGGUGUCGCCUCAGCCCAGCAGCUGCAGGCGGCGGUGGCGGCGCCGGAGGUCCACGAGAUAUGGCUGCCUCGGUGUUCUGCUGCCUGCGGUGCUGCAGAGAUGGCGGGACGGGCCACAUCCCUCUGAAGGAGAUGCCGGCCGUGCAGCUGGACACGCAGCACAUGGGAACUGACGUUGUUAUUGUAAAAAAUGGAAGACGAAUAUGUGGAACGGGAGGUUGUUUAGCCAGUGCACCUUUACAUCAAAACAAAAGCUACUUUGAAUUCAAAAUCCAAUCCACAGGAAUCUGGGGUAUUGGCGUUGCAACUCAGAAAGUUAACUUGAAUCAGAUCCCCCUUGGCCGAGAUGUACACAGUCUGGUGAUGAGAAAUGAUGGAGCCCUAUACCACAACAACGAGGAGAAAAACAGGCUGCCAGCAAACAGCCUUCCACAGGAGGGAGAUGUGGUGGGUAUUACAUAUGACCAUGUAGAAUUAAAUGUAUAUUUGAAUGGAAAAAACAUGCAUUGUCCAGCAUCAGGUAUACGAGGGACAGUGUAUCCAGUUGUUUAUGUUGAUGACAGUGCAAUUUUGGAUUGCCAGUUCAGUGAAUUUUAUCAUACUCCUCCACCUGGUUUUGAAAAGAUAUUAUUUGAACAGCAGAUCUUCUGAAUGUAUUUGUUUUUGAAACUUGUAUUUCUACACUGUUAAAAGUGUUUACCAUUUAAUAAAGCUUUACCUGACACAUAGAUGAAAAUAUAUUCUUAAAAAUAUGCUUGUUAAUAUUGUCUAAGGAACCAGUGUAUACACUAUACCACCCUGAAGUUGUGAUUUAAAGUACUUGGGUUUUGUGAUAUGAAAUCAGCAUUUGGGGCGGUUUAUUUAACUCUUAUUUAAAUAAAUAUAACUGUGGGUUUAAUUAACAGUAUUAAACGGGAAUAUGUAUGUAGAUAUUUAAAAGGGAGUCUUUCUUAAUGUAAAAUAUUUGUAUUGAUAGAGACAGAGUUGGGUGGGUUUUUUGGUCAUUCUGAUGUUUAGACCUCAUUAACUGUUUUAAGUCCGCAGUCCAAUAAUUUUGUGUCUCAGUGUCUUUUUUUAUAUAGCGUAUAACAAAGUGACAAAUUUAUAUUAUUGGCAACUUCAGUUUUGGUGAUUUAUUUACUGUACAAUGUACCACUUUAAAAAUGUUAAUUGCUUGUUUUGUUUGUAUGCCGUUUUUAAUUUUCUUUGUGAAAGGAGAUAAAUGUGGUAGUAAUUAUUGGAGCAUUUUGUUGAAGACCAUCAUGCUGUGUUACUUCAAUACCUGAGUAAGUGGUGGUUGACUGGUGACAGUGUACACAGCAGACAUUUAGAAUAGUAUGAUGCCUUCAAUUUAAGUGGAAAUGAGGUUAUUCUUUUAAGGAUUUUAAUUUAAAUGUGCAUUUUUCUGUAAGGAAUAAUAAAAUAAUAGUAAUUAAGGACUAUUCAGUACUAUAUUAAAUACAUGUUCUUCCUGUUGUAAUUAUACUGUAAAUUCACUUUGCCCUUGAUUAUUCAGAAGUUCAGAAAUAAGUGAAUCCUCUCCAUGACCCUGACUGAGCCUUUUGCUUAGUUUUCAGGAAGAAUCCUUUAAAAAAUACCCUACAAAGCUGAACAAAUCACUGUCCGUAUCUUUGGGACAGUCUCCUUUGCAGAUAGGCCAGGCCAAGGAUGCAGGAGCAGUAUGUCGUACCAGAAAAACAUCGCUUAAGAAUCAAAGGAGACCUGAAUUGUAGUUUUGCCACCGGAUCCCAUUAUCUCUUCAGGCAAUUUCCUCAGUUUCUCUGGAUGCAGGUUCCCCAUUUAUAAAAGGGAUAGUCAUACCUUGUUGGUAAGAUUCUGAAACUGGUUAAAAUUACAUAUGCAAAACAGCCUCAUCAUCAUCUGCACGUAAUGAAUGCAGCGUCUUUGUUGACUGCGCUCAGUGGUUUUCAUAGUGUGGCCCUUAGACCAGCAGCAUCAGCCUUCCUUACCUGACAACUUGUUAGACGUGGACACUCAGGCCCCACCCCAAACCCAGGGAAUCAGAAACUGCUGGGGACGCACCCAGGAAUCUGUUACAGGAACAAGCCCUUGAGGUGAUUCUGAUCCACGCUGAAGAUUGAGAACCACUGCUCAGGAGAGAAUUCUCCAAGAGUG
Messenger RNA from Budorcas taxicolor (takin), 2268 nucleotides. It is a transcript of the gene SPRYD7, whose product is annotated as SPRY domain containing 7. The record is from RefSeq and is a predicted model, not a curated record. Lineage: Eukaryota; Metazoa; Chordata; Mammalia; Artiodactyla; Bovidae. The transcript has 5 exons. The coding region runs from base 193 to 783 and encodes 196 amino acids. Gene Ontology annotation, molecular function: protein binding.